AUGGCCAAGUCCAAGAACCACGCCACGUGCAACCAAUCCCAGAAAUGGCACAGAAACGACAUUGAAAAACCCUGGUCACAACGAUACGAAUCUCUUAAGGGGGUGGACCCCAAGUUUCUGAGGAACAUGCGCUUCGCCAAGAAGCACACCAAGAAGGGCCUGAAGAAAAUGCAGGUCAAAAAAAAAAAAAAGAAAAUGCAGGCCAACAACGCCAAGGCUGGGGCUGCUCGCGCCAAGGCCGUCAAGGAUCUUGUGAAGCCCACAGAGGUCAAGGGCAAGAUCCCAAUGGGCGUCAACUGCAAGCUCAGCCGACUGCCCUACAUUGCCCACCCCAAGCUUGGCAAGCGGGCUGGGGCAUGUAUUGCCAAGGGUCUGAGGCGCUGCCGGCCCAAGGCCAAGGCACAAAGCAAGGCUGACGCUCCAGCCAAGGCCACGACUCCAGCAAAAUCUCCCAAAGGCGUCCCGGCCCCAGCUCAAGGCCCCAAAGGCGCCCAGGCGCCCACAAAGUAG
Molecule: messenger RNA, 510 nt
Organism: Echinops telfairi (small Madagascar hedgehog)
Lineage: Eukaryota; Metazoa; Chordata; Mammalia; Afrosoricida; Tenrecidae
Product: 60S ribosomal protein L29-like
Exons: 1
Coding region: 1-510 (169 amino acids)
Biological process (GO): cytoplasmic translation
Cellular component (GO): cytosolic large ribosomal subunit; ribosome
Molecular function (GO): structural constituent of ribosome
Source: RefSeq, a predicted model, not a curated record